Messenger RNA from Daktulosphaira vitifoliae (grape phylloxera), 3188 nucleotides. It is a transcript of the gene Ocrl, whose product is annotated as inositol polyphosphate 5-phosphatase OCRL. NCBI's taxonomy places the organism in Eukaryota, Metazoa, Arthropoda, Insecta, Hemiptera, Phylloxeridae. The transcript is spliced from 18 exons. The record is from RefSeq and is a predicted model, not a curated record. Bases 202 to 2808 code for a protein of 868 amino acids. Gene Ontology annotation, biological process: phosphatidylinositol dephosphorylation; signal transduction. Gene Ontology annotation, cellular component: membrane. Gene Ontology annotation, molecular function: inositol phosphate phosphatase activity; phosphatidylinositol-4,5-bisphosphate 5-phosphatase activity.
GAUUUGUUAUGAAAAAGUAAAAAUUAUUAGUAAACAGUUUACGUAACAGUUUAUUAAAGACUUCAUCAAUUUUACUAAAAACUUUGUUGAUCACUGACUAGUACCAGUAUUUAUAAUUCUAAUUAUUAGAGUAUUUUUAUUUAUUAUUUACUAAGAGCUCAUAUAAAAAAAUAUGUAGUUGUAAAUAGUAAUAUAUAUAACAUGGACCUGGAAGGAAUAUUAAAUGACAAAUUAAAUACUGGUGAUAAAGUUGUGGUGUUUCACGAAGGAGUACUGUUACAAAGUUGGUCUCCCAAAACGAAACGUUUUAUAGCUUUGGUAGAACGAAACUCUUCUUUUGGUGUAUUUAUUUUUACAUCAUCAAAAACUCCUCCAAGAGCUUUCACUGAUCUUACUACUAAUUUUGUUUUACCAAUAGAUAAUGAUUUUAAAUGUGAUGUUGAUACAAUUUCUGAUAGAACUGAAAAUGACAUAUGUAUUACAUUAUCUUCUAAAGAUAUCAAAAUAUUUGUUGGAAUGCAAUCAGGUGAUGUUACAAGCCAAUUUUUUAAUGAGAUUUCCAGAGCUAUGAAUUAUUAUUUGAUAAAUCAUCAGUCUUUAGAUUUUUUUUGGCUUAAAAAGUACCAUUUUAGUGAUAUUGAUUUGGAAUUUGGAGUAUUAAUGAAUUUAAAUGGAGAAAAAAAUCAUAUUAAUUCAAAAAUCACAGCUAAUAUGGUUAUGGUGGACAAUGAAGUAUUGCUUUCAAGUAGUACUCAUACACCUAAUUCACGCGAAAGUGUUGUGCAACAUCAGAUGCUUUUAAAUGAAAAACAUUAUACUUAUGAAGAAAUAUUUAGAAUUUUUAUUGGAACUUGGAAUGUCAAUGGCCAAUCUGCUACAAUAUCACUCAAUGACUGGCUAGUUUCUGAUCCAGAAUCUCCUGAUAUUUAUGCUAUAGGAUUUCAAGAACUUGAUCUUAGCAAAGAAGCAUUUCUUUUCAAUGAUUCUCCCCGAGAAGACGAAUGGUUGCAUGCUGUUACUAAAAGUUUAGAAGUUAGUGGAAAUUAUAAGAAAGUAUCAUUGGUCCGAUUGGUUGGUAUGAUGCUUAUAGUUUUUGUAAAAAAAAAACAUAUGGAUCAUAUAAAAAAUGUUGCAACAGAUUCUGUAGGUACAGGAAUCAUGGGAAAAUUAGGUAAUAAAGGUGGAGUUGCUGUUCGAAUGGAUUUUCAUAACACAUCAUUUUGCUUUAUUAACUCACAUUUAGCAGCACAUGUUGAAGAAUAUGAAAGGCGGAAUCAAGACUAUCAUAAUAUUUGCUCUCGUAUGGUUUUUUCUAACUUUACACCUCCCAAAUCAAUUAAAGAUCAUAAUCAAGUGUUUUGGUUUGGAGACCUUAACUAUAGAAUAACAGAAAUGUCAGCAAAUUCUGUUAAAGAAAUGGUGAACAAAAAUAAUUUAAAAACUAUUUUAGAGUUUGAUCAGUUUAAACAACAACACCGAAUUGGUAAUGUCUUUAAAGGUUAUAAAGAAGGUCCAAUUAAUUUUGUUCCAACUUAUAAGUAUGACCCUGGUACUAAUGAGUGGGAUAGCAGUGAUAAAAAUCGAACUCCUGCAUGGUGUGAUCGCAUAUUGUGGCUAGGAAAUUCAAUUAAACUACUAAAUUAUCGAAGUCAUCCAAAUUUGUUGAUAAGUGAUCAUAAACCAGUUAGUGCUUUAUUUGAGUCUAAAGUUAAAGUUGUAGAUUCCGUUAAAUAUAGAAAAAUCCAUGAGGAUAUUAUGAAAAAACUUGAUAAAGUUGAAAAUGAAUUUUUACCCCAAGUUAUGGUUGAUAAUACUGAAAUUAUUUUUGACAAUGUUCAUUUUAUGGAACCUCAAAAUAAACAACUAACAGUUGCAAAUACAGGACAAGUGCCUGUACAGUUUGAAUUUAUUAGAAAAUUAGACGAUUCCACAUACUGUAAAGAAUGGUUACAAAUUGAACCAUUUAUGAGUUUCAUUGAUCCUGGAGAAAAAUGUGAUGUCUCAUUAGAAGUUUUAGUGGACAAAAGAUCUGCCUAUAAGAUGAACAGCGGUCAAGAUCAAUUAUAUGAUAUAUUAGUUUUACAUUUAGAAGGAGGCAAAGAUAUUUUUAUUACAGUUACAGGUUCUUAUGAACGUAGUUGUUUUGGAUGUUCUCUAGAAACAUUAUGUUACUUAAAAGUACCAAUCAGAGAAAUACCACCAGGAAAACUUGUGGAAUUAGAAAACAAUAAAAGUAAUUUGGCUUUAGAUCCAUAUCCAGUACCUAAAGAAAUUUGGUACUUAGUUGAUCACUUAUAUAGACAUGGAUUAAAACAACAACAUUUAUUUGAACAAUGUGGUUUAAGAUCUGAAUUCAUUCAAAUUCGUAACUGGUUAGAUACUGGUUCAUCUGAAGUCAUGCCUGGUAGUGUUCAUUCUGUUGCUGAAACUUUAUUGAUAUUACUUGACAGUACAUCAGAACCAAUCAUUCCUUUUAAUUUACAUUCUGCAUGUUUAUCAGCUGUAUCCAACUAUAAUCAAUGUAAACAGAUUAUUUCACAACUUCCUGAACGAAGUAAGAAUGUGUUCCUAUAUCUCUGUGCUUUUUUACAAGAACUUUUAAAUCAUGUAAAUGACAAUGAUUUGGAUGUUAAAACAAUUGCUUCUGUUUUUGGUGAAAUAUUUAUCCGUGAUCCUCCUCGAUCACGCUUAGAUAAAUCUGGACAGUUUAGAAAUGCAAUGUCAAGGAAAAAAACAAGCUUUCUUUAUCACUUUCUAGUCAAUGAUCAAAGUGAUUUAAUUAUUGGUAUUGCGUGUCACACUGUAUAGAAAAAUUUGUUAAAUCACACUAGGAGAAACGGAGAAAAAAUGAAUGACGAAUUUACAAAAUUAACAAUGUUUGAUUCAGCAAAGAAUAUUUAAACAACACAAAUUUUUGUAUAAAACAAACAAUAAAUAAUUUGCAGACCAACACGCAAAGCAAAACAUGAAAAAUAUUAACUUGUCCUGUGACCAGUAGUCAAUUAAGCAUUGCAGAACUGACUGUUGCCAGAGUGGACAAUAGAACAAGUCAAUCGGCUGAACGUUAUCUAUUAUAUACAUACAUAAACAUCAAAAAUAUCAUUAUACACAUUUAUAUUGGAAAUAUCUAACAAAUUAUAAUUUUUUUUUAUUUUUUAUAAACAAAAAUGUUUAAUAGUAAUCUUACA